Molecule: messenger RNA, 2476 nt
Organism: Leptopilina boulardi
Lineage: Eukaryota; Metazoa; Arthropoda; Insecta; Hymenoptera; Figitidae
Exons: 6
Coding region: 72-2114 (680 amino acids)
Cellular component (GO): nucleus
Molecular function (GO): zinc ion binding
Source: RefSeq, a predicted model, not a curated record
UUCGCGAGUUUAAUUCCAUCGCGAGAAGAAUUUUUUCUAUUUUUCCCCGAUUGCAUAAAAAACUGAUUCGAAUGAAUACUCCGCCAACAAUGAAUCCAGCAUCACUUCCAAUGGCACCGACAAAAUUAAAUAAAAGUAAACAACUCAAUAAAUUGGAUAUUAGACCAAAAAAAUUGUUAUACAAUGAUCCGGAUGUUAUUGAAAAUGAUUCAAUUGAUAAAAAAAUUAAGGAAUCAGCGGCAAUUGUGGAGAAAUCGUUAAAAAUUUCUAAAACUAAAUCCACCGAUGAGAUUAAUGACUUUACAAAACACAUUGAACAAAAUGAAUUGGACAAUGAUGAUGCUGAUGAAGAAACGCAAAUUGAACAUUCAUAUAAUUUACGACGAAGAAUUGUAAAUUCAAAGCAAGAAUUAAAAAAGAAAUCAAUGCAAAAGAAAAUUGUUGAUAAGGAAAAUGUUCAAUUAGAAACACCAAGCACGAGUGAUUUUGAUUCAAAGGGUUUGCCACUUUCUCAGCCUGAAAAACAAUUAAACGAGAGGGAAAAAGUCAUUUGGCUUCAAAAGCGAAGGGACAUUGGUCUUUGGAUAGAAUGUUGCAAUAAAAAAUGUAAAAAAUGGAGAUUUGUGGAAGAAUAUCACGAUCCAAUUGAAGUUCCGAAAAAAUGGUUUUGCUUCAUGAAUUCUGAUAAAAAAUUCUCAUCGUGUGACACAUCUCAGGAUUCAAAUUUUGAUAAAUGCAAAAAUGAUCUAAUAGAUAAUAAAUUUAAUGCAGGAAGUAUUGUUUGGGGAAAAAUCAAUGGUUAUCCAUGGUGGCCAGCAAUGGUAGAUGAUUGUCCGGAUACAUUAAAAUAUUACGAACUCAAAGGUUCAUCCUCGAUUCCGGUCAGAUAUCAUGUUACCUUUUUUGAAAAAGAUGUCUCACGUUCCUGGCUCGCUGCAUCGCGAAUAAAACCUUUGCAAUUGAGCGAUGAUAUACAACCGAUCAAAAAACCAAAGCUUAUUUUUCAUAAGAAAAAUUAUACAGAAGACGUGAAAAAAUACUUGACAUUGGCAAAAUCAUCAUUACCAUUGUCAAUAACUGAAAGAUUGGAAAAAUAUAGUUUCGUAUCACAAUAUAAAGGAGAAAUAAUUAAUAAAAAUUGGAAAACAACAUCAGCUCGAAAAAAAACAUUGUCACGAAUUGGAGUAUUAAAAUCAUCGAAAAAAAGAAAACAACCCACAAAAUCAAUUAAUAUUCCAUCAGGUAAAAUGUAUGUCAAAUCAAAUACAAAUAAUAAUAGUGAACCAAAAUCAUCAAAUUCGAAAUCAGAGACAAAAAUUGAUUCACAUAAAAAUUCAGAUUCAGCUUAUGUAUCAGACGUUGGUUUACCAUCGCAAUCACUUUCUGCCGAUUUUCAAUUUUUAAAACCACAUCCAAAAACACCGUCUACAGCGGGAACUAUUAAAAAAACAAAAAAAUCCCCAUUAAAAUUCAAUUCCAAUAAAAAAUUAUUAAAAAAAUCACCGCUAUUAGAAUUGAAUUCUCAAUUAUCAUUUAAAUCAUCUUCCGAUGAUGAUGAUGACAAUAGAUCCCUUUUAUCGAUUGCUAGUUUCGAUUUAUCGCCAUUAUCGGCAAUUGAUUUCAAUAUUGAAAAAGAAUUUGUACAAUCAAAAAAAAGAUCAUCAUUGGAUAUUGAUGACUGUGAAAAUAAUAGUCGAUGUUCAUCACCAUUUGGCGGUGGUGCAGAGGGAAGAGAAAUAAAUCGUUUACUUGAUGAGCUUAUUGAAAAAUAUGAUUAUUUUGAUCCUAAAAAAUUGGACGAUUUUGAUCUUGAUGAUUUAAAAAAACGUUGCAAUUACGAUCAGGAAUCAUUAACUGACAGUGAUGAAGAGGAAGAGAGAAAAUGGUUUUAUUUUUUAAAAUCAGAUAAUGAACACAAUUCCGAUUCAAGUGAUAGUGAAGUGACAUCAAUUAAAGAUGGAAAUAAAUCACCGAAAAUUGUAAUGAAACGAAUUGAGAAUUUUGAUGAAUAUUUAGAUAAAGCGAUAGAAGAAUUAGAUAAAGUUCGCAUAAAGCGACCAUCUCCAACGCCUGAAUCAAAAUCUCGUUUAAAAAAAUUUUUAUAUCUUCGAUAAUUAUUUGUGAAACAAAUAAUUUUAUACAUUCAUUCAAUUAUAAUUCUUUUGCUUUUUUUUAAAAGAAAUAUUUAUACUGAAUAUUAAUUUAAUUCAAUAUUUAUAAUUAUUUUCAAUAAUUCAAUUCUUAUUUCGCUUAUGAUAUUCAUCGUAUCGCGUAACAAAUUUCUUUUUAUUUUUCUGAGUUUGAAAUUUCGUUUUUUUUUUUUCUCAUAGAACAUAUAUUUGUACAAAAAGAUAAUAAUUUGUACUUUGUUGUCUAUUACUAAUAGAAAAAAUAUAUUUAUUUACGUACGUUAAAUUACUUAUCUAAAAAUGAAAAUUAAAUAGAAAACUUUUUGUUAAAUUGACUCUGUAAUAAG